UUAUCAUGAACCAGAUCUGUAUCUACACGUGGGUAGGCGUUUGGUUUAUUGACAAUGAGAUUAGAGGUGAUUAAUAUAUUUAGAAAACUUCACAGAGUAUCACAAAGAGUCUUCAAAGGAGAUGUAGACACACUAACAAGUGUACGUUCAAAAAUAAGAGAAGAAUUCCACAGCAACAAAGACGUCACUGAUUCAGAAGAUAUAGCAAAGCUGUUGUCAGACGCAAGAGAAGUAGAGAAGAUACUAAGAGAAAGGGUUGUACAAGCUGUAAUGACAAAAGACAACUUGUACAGCAUGAAGAUAAGAGAAGAGACAGUCUUGGAAGAUACUCCACCAUUGAAACCUAUAAAUAAUUCUAAAAAGAAACAGUAAUUUAUCAUC
This is a messenger RNA of Amphimedon queenslandica, 381 nucleotides long. Its product is annotated as complex III assembly factor LYRM7-like. The record is from RefSeq and is a predicted model, not a curated record. Gene Ontology annotation, molecular function: protein folding chaperone. Bases 55 to 372 code for a protein of 105 amino acids. Gene Ontology annotation, cellular component: mitochondrial matrix. NCBI's taxonomy places the organism in Eukaryota, Metazoa, Porifera, Demospongiae, Haplosclerida, Niphatidae. The transcript has 5 exons. Gene Ontology annotation, biological process: mitochondrial respiratory chain complex III assembly.